Salvelinus namaycush (lake trout) is the source of this 1635-nucleotide messenger RNA. Its product is annotated as striatin-like. The record is from RefSeq and is a predicted model, not a curated record. Gene Ontology annotation, cellular component: dendrite. The transcript has 10 exons. NCBI's taxonomy places the organism in Eukaryota, Metazoa, Chordata, Actinopteri, Salmoniformes, Salmonidae. The annotation marks the transcript as partial. Gene Ontology annotation, molecular function: armadillo repeat domain binding; protein-containing complex binding; protein phosphatase 2A binding.
UUGAAGUGCGGACAAUGUUUCUCUGUCAGUCUUAAUCAUCAGCAUCUUUUAACAGUUGUUUCUGCUUUCUCUUCCAGGGCCAAGUACCACAAGUUAAAAUAUGGAACAGAGUUGAACCAAGGAGACGUGAAACCUCCCAGCUAUGACUACGAUGAGGUGAUUGAGAAUGAGACUCCUGGGUCCUUGAACAACCAGCUGUCCUGGAAACAAGGCCAUCAGCUCCUCAGACAGUAUCUCCAGGAGGUGGGUUACACAGACACCAUCCUGGAUGUGAAGUCUCACAGGGUACAAACCCUGCUGGGUCUGGCUGGAGACGGAGGGGGACCUGUGGAGAGGACGGCCAACGGAACAGACACCUCACCUAAAGGCACGCGCACCAGAGGAGGGACGACAGAGCAGGCCAGUGUUGUGCAGGAGGCCUUCAGGUUCAUAGAAAGCUCUGCAGCUGACUACAGUGAUGAAGAUGAUGAUGAAGACGGUUCAGGGAAUGACAGGACUAUCAUGGAACAGACAGCACCUACAGGGACGAUUGUGAGGAAGAAGCCAUCACCUGCCCUGUCCACCAGUAUGGACACGAGUGAGGACCCAGACACUGACGAUGCAAUGAAGGGAUUUGACUUCCUGUCUAGUCCAGAUGAUAUGGACACAUCACCUGAGUCCCGCAGCGCAGGGAACGGGACCAAGUGGGAGGAGGAGGAGCAGACUGCCAUGUCAGAGGCCUGGGACAUGGACCAGGGUCUGAUAACCAAACUCAAAGAGGAGUACAGGAAGGAACGCAAGGGGAAAAAAGUGGGGCAGAGACCGAACCGGUCUAAGCUCCAGGACAUGUUGGCCAACCUGAGGGACCAGGAGGACAUGAAUCCCAGAGAACCCUCCUCUACUUCCCAGGCCCGCUCCAACGCACCCAGGCUCAACGAGCAGCACCAGGACAACCGCACGGACGAAGUGGAGGUGUUGACGGUCCCUCCUUCCUCUGGGACAGCCUUUAUCCUGGGUCCUGAUGUGAACAUGGAGGCUGCACUGGGACUUGGAGAGUUGGCUGGUCUCACUGUAUCUAAUGAGGCUGAUAGUCUGGCCUAUGAUAUGUCCAACGACAAGGAUGCCCUGAGGAGGACGUGGAACCCUAAGUUUACCCUGCGGAGCCACUUUGACGGGAUCCGAGGUCUGGCGUUCCACCCCGUAGAACCGGUUCUAGUCACCGCCUCGGAGGACCACACGCUGAAGAUGUGGAACCUGCAGAAGACUGCCCCCGCCAAGAAGAGUGCCUCUGUAGAUGUGGAACCCAUGUACACGUUCAGGGCCCACCAGGGUGCAGUGCUGUGUGUUGUGAUGAACAGUACAGGAGAGCAGUGUUUCAGUGGAGGGCUGGACGGGACCAUUCAGAGCUGGAACACGCCUAACCCUAACCUCGACCCAUACGAUUCAUAUGGUAAGAACAGACCUGGAACACACCUAACCCUAACCUAGACCCAUACGAUUCAUACGGUAAGAACAGAGCUGGAACACACCUAACCCUAACCUAGACCCAUACGAUUCAUACGGUAAGAACAGAGCUGGAACACGCCUAACCCUAACCUCGACCCAUACGAUUCAUAUGGUAAGAACAGAGCUGGAACACACUUAACCCUAACCUAG